Messenger RNA from Nannospalax galili (Upper Galilee mountains blind mole rat), 1537 nucleotides. It is a transcript of the gene Dusp18, whose product is annotated as dual specificity phosphatase 18. The record is from RefSeq and is a predicted model, not a curated record. Gene Ontology annotation, molecular function: MAP kinase tyrosine/serine/threonine phosphatase activity. Bases 623 to 1189 code for a protein of 188 amino acids. Gene Ontology annotation, biological process: protein dephosphorylation. Lineage: Eukaryota; Metazoa; Chordata; Mammalia; Rodentia; Spalacidae. The transcript is spliced from 3 exons.
CGGAUGCGGAGUGACUCCAGGAGCUGAUGCCCAAGGCGGAGUUCCGCGCGGUGUCUCGCGCGUGAGAAUCGUGAGUGGCCGGUGGGCGGGGCGUGUCUCGGGGCCUGGAGGCUGCGGACGCCACACGCCUGUCCUUAUGACGCGCGUUGCCAUGGAGACCGGUGGAGCUGCGGGGCCCUUCCUAGUCCACUAAGUUGGCUGCGCCCCCCGGUGGUCCCCCAGCUGGUGACUGCGAGUCCCACGGGGCUGCGUGGAGCGCAGAUCGGGCCAAGACCUCUCCGAGGCCCAGAGUUGCCAUUCCGCGCCAGGAGAACGCCUUACCGUCGAAACCCGAGCACUGGGCGAGCCGGCGUGCCGGACCGGAUCACGAUGGCUCUCUCCUGAGGACCCUCGCUUGCAGCUCCGCUUGGCAGGCGCUUCCUGAAAGAGCCCCACCCGAGGUUCAGGAGGGAAGCAAAAGUGGCUGUUUCGCUGGCUGCAAAGUGCCUGAACAGCCGCCACCAAGUGUCCAGUUCUCCACCCCCACCCCCCACCCAAGCCAAACUUCUUGUGUGUUCAGUGGGUACAGUCUAGCAGAAAGAUGCAAGCUUUACACAUCACCAACUGCUGACCUGUCACCUUGAUGACAGCACCUCGGGGUGCCUUCCCAGCUCAGUUCCGGCAGCCUUCAAUCAGCGGCCUCUCACAGAUCACCAAAAGCCUGUUUAUCAGCAGUGGUGUGGCGGCCAACAACAAACUCCUGCUGUCCAGCAACCAGAUCACCACGGUCAUUAAUGUAUCGGUUGAGGUGGUAAACACCUUCUAUGAGGAUAUCCAGUACAUGCAGGUGCCUGUGACUGAUGCACCUGUCUCACGUCUCUGUGACUUCUUUGACCCUAUUGCUGACCAGAUUCAUUUGGUGGAGAUGAAGCAGGGCCGCACGCUGCUGCACUGUGCUGCUGGCAUGAGCCGCUCAGCUGCCCUCUGCCUCGCCUACCUCAUGAAGUACCAUGCCAUGUCCCUGCUAGAUGCUCACACAUGGACCAAGUCAUGCCGGCCUAUCAUCCGGCCUAACAGUGGCUUUUGGGAGCAGCUCAUCCACUACGAGUUCCAGCUGUUUGGAAAGAAUACAGUGCACAUGGUGAACUCCCCCAUGGGACUGAUCCCUGACAUCUAUGAGAAGGAAGUCCGUUUGAUGGUUCCUCUGUAAGCCACCUCACCAGCUCCUGUGUUGGGGUCAGCUAUACAGAUGUCAUUAACCUUAUGCCAAGAUCUAAACAUGAACAUUCUUCUUGUGUUGAUACAGGAGCAUACCAGAUGAUGCUUUUUAUAAGGGCAAGAAAAGAGGAUUGCUAUAAUUUUUAACCCUGUAAUCCAGCCAAGUUUGGUGGUACAUGCCUGUAAUCUCAGAAGACUAAAGCAGAAGGAUCACAGGGUGAAUUUGAGACCAGCCUGGGCUACAUAGAGAGACUGUCUCAAAAAAACCAAACCAAAAAGUCACUACUUUGUAAUCUGUAUCUUUAGAGAUUAAAGUCACUAAUUGUUUUUUUUAAAUAUU